This is a messenger RNA of Esox lucius (northern pike), 1636 nucleotides long. RefSeq names its product oligodendrocyte transcription factor 3 (gene olig3). Bases 180 to 929 code for a protein of 249 amino acids. The transcript has a single exon. Gene Ontology annotation, molecular function: protein dimerization activity. NCBI's taxonomy places the organism in Eukaryota, Metazoa, Chordata, Actinopteri, Esociformes, Esocidae. The record is from RefSeq and is a predicted model, not a curated record.
UCCGCGAGAUAAGAUUACGCGCCGCUAUCCGGCAACUGUGUCGACUCCUGUCCUUAUACACCUCCUUCCCUAAAAGAGGACGGAACUCUUGACAGAAUCAGGUGAUCGAGUCUGACUUAAAAUAGAGGCAGAGACAAGAGCGAGAAGCAGCGACCUCCUACCCAAACCGAACUAAUAAAAUGCAUUCUGACUCCAGCUCGAGCAGAUCUUCCUCACCAGACAUGGUUGGAAUGCAUAUCCGAGACCACCUGAAUUCAGUGUCUUCGACGCAGAACGAACUCCUCCAGAAGAUGACGAGUGAGCACCUUUCCAGGCACGGAGAAAAGACCUCUCCGGGUGGAAGCAAGUACAAACUUAAGAAGCAGGUGACUGAGCAAGAGAUCCAACAUUUAAGGCUGAAAAUUAACGGGCGGGAGCGCAAGAGGAUGCAUGACUUGAACCUGGCGAUGGACGGCCUCCGGGAAGUCAUGCCUUACGCACACGGUCCCUCCGUGAGAAAGCUGUCCAAAAUUGCCACUCUCUUGCUGGCCAGAAAUUACAUCCUGAUGCUCAAUAGCUCCCUUGACGAGAUGAAGAGGCUGGUUGGAGAAAUCUAUGGCGGACAUCAUUCGGCGUUCCACUGCGGGACUGUGAGUGGACACUCCGGCAACCCGGCGCAUCAGGUGCAUCCACUGCUCGGGAGCGCGCUGUCCUCGUCCACAUCCUCUACCAUCACCACCACUUUACCGGGACUUACCUCAAUCAGAGCGCCUCACUCCCUAAUGAAGAGUGCCCCUGCGCCCCCGCUUCAACUCGGCAGUGGUUUCCAGCACUGGGCAGGUUUACCAUGCCCGUGCACCAUAUGCCAAGUACCUCCACCUCCUCAUAUUCCUAUCAGUUCAGCCGGAAUGACGAGACUUACAAGCGAAAACAAGGACGUGAUGAAAUAAUUCGGGUUACACGAUGGUGUCAACGUAGGCUAUACAUUUUAAACUGGACAUGAACUGACAUCCAUGCAUGCAUUGUUUGUCUGUUUGUUUGCGUAUACGAAAAACCAUAAAUAUCCUCCUUGUAACAAGGAUCAUGUGAAAAUACUUUUUUUCUAGGUAAAGAUUUUGCUGGUUAUUUGGUGUCACUUCAGAUACGGUUCAAAGUGUAAAUACAUAUUGUUACAAGACUGUGAAGAAGAAAAAACGUCUCAAACAAGCUGAAUGUAACCUUAUGUUUGGAGCACUGACUGUGAUGUUAGAAUAACGUGCUGAACCUGCUGACUCGAAUGGGGGAAGAAAGUUGCAUGCAGAUUUAAUAGUUUUGUUUUUGGCAUCAUUUGUGAAAGUGAAGAAUGUCCUUUCCUUGUAACAAGGAUGGUGAAAUCGCAUUCUACAGUGUAUGCACAUUUUAUUAUAAUACAGUAUAUUUAGUUCGAAAAUGUUAAAAUGAUAUGGCUCUUGAUGACUCCAUAGAAUUCUGAAAAGCUUUGUGGCGUAAUUCUGUGUCCAUCUGUAUUUUUCACUUCUUUAGCAUGGCUUCAGAACAACUACAAAGCAUGAUUGUUUUUGCUGAAAUAAUUUGUUAUGCCCAGAGACCCCGUGUCUUUAUUUUUGUACAUUCUUGAUGAUUGAUGACAUAUUUAUUAAGCCCAGUAUUCCUGGAUGAA